AUGGCCUUAAAGGUGGAAGCUAAAGGUGGAAAGGGAGGGAAUCAAUGGGAUGAUGGAUCCGAUUAUGAAGGUGUAACAAAGAUACAUGUGCGAGGUGGUCUUCAAGGCAUUCAGUUUGUCAAGUUUGAGUAUGUCAAGGCUGGAAAUACCAAUGUUGGACCCAUCCAUGGUGUAUAUGGUCGUGGUUUCACACAGACAUUUGAGAUUAACCAUCUCAACAACGAACAUCUGGUGUCUAUUAAGGGUUGUUAUGAUAACACAUCUGGUAUGAUUCAAGCACUUCAAUUCGAAACCAACCUGAGGAGUUCUGAAGUAAUGGGAUACGAUGAGAAUGGCACUAAGUUUACACUUGAAGCAGGCGGAAAUAAGAUCAUUGGAUUCCAUGGAUCUGCCGAGACAAACCUAACGUCCCUUGGAACUUAUUUCAUAACACUUCCUCCUAUUAAACUGGAACAGCAAGGUGGUCGUGGAGGCUACUCAUGGGACCAUGGUGUUUACACUGGCGUAAGAAAGGUGUAUGUUACAUAUAGUCCCACUGGGAUAUCGCAUAUCAUGGUCGACUACGACAAAGCCGGAAAAGUGGAAACGCGUGAAAACGGAGAUAGGCUUGGAGAAAAUAGAGUCCAAGGAGAACUAAAGGAGUUUGUACUAGACUAUCCAAAUGAAUAUAUUACAUCUGUUGAAGGGACUUGUGACCCAGGCGGCUCUGACUAUUCAAAUCGAAUUAGGUCAUUGAGUUUCAAGACAUCGAAAGGGAGAAUCUCUCCUAUAUAUGGGACAGCUGGUAAGCGCACUUUCGUGUUGGAGAGCAAAGGUAGGGCUCUUGUUGGAUUCCACGGACAGGGGGGUUAUGCUAUUGAUGGUAUCGGAGCAUAUUUUGGUUCGCACCUUGUUCCGCCUCCUCCUCCUCCCGCAGAGAAACUACAAGGUAUAGGUGGUGACGGAGGAGCUUCAUGGGACGAUGGUGUUUUCGAUGAUGUGAGGAAGAUAUAUGUGGGACAAGGUGAAAGUGGUAUUGCAUCCGUCAAGUUUGUGUAUGACAAGAACAACCAGGUGGUGUUAGGAGAAGAGCAUGGAAAGAUGACUUUGCUUGGAUACGAAGAGUUCGAGUUGGCAUAUCCGAGUGAAUACAUCACGGCAGUCGAGGGUUGUUAUGAUAAAAUAUUUGGAGGUGAAUCCUCAAUAAUAACAAUGCUCAAGUUCAAGACCAAUGUACGUAUCUCUCCGCCUUUUGGACUCGAAUCUACUUCAAAAUUCGUAAUCGAGAAGGCAGAUCACAAAAUCGUAGGAUUCCAUGGAAAAGCUAGCGACCAGCUCCAUCAGUUCGGAGUCAGUGUCGUACCCAUUACUAAGUGA
This is a messenger RNA of Arabis nemorensis, 1356 nucleotides long. The record is from the annotation of a GenBank genome assembly. NCBI's taxonomy places the organism in Eukaryota, Viridiplantae, Streptophyta, Magnoliopsida, Brassicales, Brassicaceae.